Messenger RNA from Hemiscyllium ocellatum (epaulette shark), 8848 nucleotides. RefSeq names its product BAR/IMD domain containing adaptor protein 2 like 1a (gene baiap2l1a). The record is from RefSeq and is a predicted model, not a curated record. Gene Ontology annotation, cellular component: cytosol; nucleoplasm. The transcript is spliced from 14 exons. Gene Ontology annotation, molecular function: protein binding. NCBI's taxonomy places the organism in Eukaryota, Metazoa, Chordata, Chondrichthyes, Orectolobiformes, Hemiscylliidae. Gene Ontology annotation, biological process: plasma membrane organization; positive regulation of actin filament polymerization; actin filament bundle assembly. Bases 206 to 1696 code for a protein of 496 amino acids.
CAGGGUAGAAGUUUGACAGGAGCUCGAGCGGGAGAGGGGACGGUGGCUGGAGCCGGCAGCCUAUUUACCUCAAGAGGAAAAAUACCAAACCCCAGAGGAAAGGAAAUAAAGUCAGAAACGAUCGCCCUCACAAAUAGAAAACUAUCGGGAUUUUUUUUUCUGCAAAAUUUUCAAAAGAUUCUGAGGGCUGUUGUCAGGGGGAACCAUGUCUCGCAAAGCCGAGGAUAUCAACAGACUCACGGAAAACACCUAUAAGACUGUAAUGGAACAAUUUAAUCCAGGAUUACGGAAUCUUGUAAAUUUGGGCAAAAAUUAUGAGAAAGCUGUUAGUGCUAUGGUGGCUGCAGGAAAAACCUACUUUGAUGGCAUUUCAAAAUUGGCAGAAUUGAGCUCUCAAUCACCAGUUUCCAAAGAGUUAGGACAAGUCCUACUGGAAAUUUCUGAAGUACACAAGAAAAUCAACAUGGAUAUGGAAGACAAUUUUAGGAAAUUUCACAAAGAUAUCAUCAGUGAAUUGGAGAAAAAAACUGAUCAAGAUGUGAAAUACAUGAACGCAACUCUUAAAAAGUACCAAACAGAACAUAGAACUAAACUGGAUUCUCUUGAGAAAUCACAAGCAGAACUUAAAAAACUUCGAAGGAAAAGUCAAGGAACAAAAAAUGCAUACAAGUAUGAAAAUAAGGAAAUGGAGUUCUUAGCAACCAUCAAUACAAGGGAAAAUGACAUUCAGAGGUUCAUUACUGAGGGCUGCAAAGAGGCAUUACUCGAAGAGAAGAGACGUUUCUGCUUCCUUGUGGACAAACAUUGCAGUUUUUCCCAAGAUCUAAGCAAUUAUCAUGAAAAGGCCAAUGGAAUCCUUGGUGCCAAAAUAAACAGAUGGAAGGAGAAAUGUUUUGAUGCUACAAAGAUACCUGAAUUUUUAGGUGAAGAUGACAGCCCACCAACGUAUAUAUCCAGAACUCCUCAACCUUCUCCAUUGAUUGGACGAUAUACUGUACAUGACCCUGCAUUACAAAAUAAUUUGAAAAUACCACCGGCUCCUCCUGGAAGAGUUCAGAAAAGUCCUCUACCAGAUAUGUUUAACAACCCAACUGCUCAACGUGUGGCCCCUAUUGAGAGAAGCAGUGAUGGAUUAGAGGACGCAAAUCUAACAAGAUCCAUUUCCGUUGCAACUGGAUUAAAUAUGGUUCAGAGGCCAAAGGUGAAAAGCAUUUUUCCACAUACAGCAGGAAAUAACAAAAAUAUGUUGAGCUUCGCAGAAGGUGAUGUGUUAACACUGCUGAUACCAGAGGAAAGAGAUGGCUGGCUGUAUGGAGAACAUGAUAUGAACAAAAUGAGAGGUUGGUUUCCAACAUCUUACACCAGGCCAUUGGAACAAGGUCCAGACGUGACACCUGCACCCAGCCCGGCACCAGCACGGAGUAUGAGCAUCCUGAAUCUUGCAGACAGAUCAAAUGUUGUCCUACCUCCUCCAGAUUAUGCCUCUGAUCCAGUUAAACAUCACAACAAGGAAGUAUCUUUCCACUCUUACAGCAGCAUCCCAGUCAAAGGGAUUGUCACCCAGCCAGACAAUACUAGUUCAAGUUCGGAGCCAAAUGGCAUCAUGAAACCACCUUUCCUUAGUGGAGGAAAUCCUUUUGCUACAGUAAAGCUCCGACCAACAAUAACAAAUGACAGAUCGGCGCCAGUUAUUUAGUGCACAAGUUGUAAAUAAUCCUCAAUCAGUCAUGCAGUUGAAACCAACAGAUGCCAUUUUAAAUUAAUACUAUAUAAGCAAUCAUACCUUUUGUACAAACUGCUCUUGAUAGUUUAUAUUCAUUAAUAUAUUAUUUAUGCUAAUAUCCAAAUUAAUCACUGCAGAAAUGCUCUUGUAUAAAUGGUGGUGGGACAAAAGAUCUUACAGUUGAAAGAGUACAGCAUUUACAGUGAAUCUUAAUAUUAUAAGGGAUAUAGGAAAAACUUUUUGUUAGAGCACAUUCAUUGUUUGAAAAAGCUGUUAUCUUCCAAGAUCCUGAUGCUUGUGCUCUACAGUUUAGUCAGAAAUUCAUUCACUUUGAUGCUUAAUAUUUAACCAAAGCAAUUGUUUUUGGGGGAAAAUCUGAAUGCAUUGGUCAUUAUUUUAUUGAAUAUAGGAGGUAGGACUCUGGACAUUAUAAAAACAUUAAUCUGUUGGAAAAAAGCAGGUCAGGCAAUAUCUAUGGUUUGUGUCAGGUCAAUAGCUUUGUAUCUGAAAAAUCCAGAGCUUGCUUCUUUAAAAGGAUGCAUGCUAUGACUGGUGUUCUUGAAGGAACAAGCCUCUAGCUCAUUGGCAUGUGCAUUUGAAACAGUAAUAUGCUAGAAUAGAUUUUGUUUUAACAUCAGGAAUGGAAGCCAUAGUCAUACGUGUCAACUCACUGUACCCAUUCAAUUCUUCUCUCAGGGAUGGAUAUGUGUACACACUUAAUUUUAUUUUCUAAUCAUUGCUCCUUCUACUUUUCCAUUGUUUUUCCUCCAAAAGCUUUUAUUUAUACCAGCUAGAGAUAUUUAAAGCUGGUGGGGCUACAUGACUCAUUUUCACUCAAAUUCUAGAAUUCGAGAUUUCUCACUCCUUUUUUUCUGCUAUUUAAAUUUAACAAUUGAGAAGAUGCAAAUAUAAAAUAACAGAAAAUAUUGGCAGGCCGAUCCACAUCAGCAAAGUGGAAAAGGAUAUGGACAAAGAUCCACAUUGAAAACAUUGACCGUUCUGACUGAGGUUAACGUUUUGGAUAUAGAACUGUCAGCGGUCCCUUUGCCAGACAAAAGGUUAAUGCAACCUUUUCACUAAUGCUGAUGAGCCUGCUUUGCAUUUCCAACAUUUUCUGAUUUUCAUUUUUAAAUAUGCUACAUGUAUAUGCACAUCUUACAGUAGCAGCCCAACCAAAUUUAUUUUUUUCCAAAAACCAAACCAGAUUAGAUCCACUUGUGACACAUUUUAAAUGCAUUGGCCAAAGCUUUAUUGAUCUGAAGAAAAAUCAACAUGUUAAUUGGUUUGUACUGGAUAUAUUUUCUUUUUAUUUGUAAGAAGUGCUACCUUUUAAAGCUGUGUGUGUGUGUGUGUGUGUGUGUGUGUGUGUUUCUUAAUUUGUACACUUGCAACUUUUCCCAAUUAUCGUCAGAUUAAGAUCUAUGUAACAAACUACAAGAUACCCAAUUAGGAAAUCUGAUCAUUGCCUGGAACCAAAAGUAAAGAAACAGUAUUUCAAUCAAUUGCAACACUUCAAAGAUUAAGCAAUAAUUAUGAAUUUGUAUUCAUUUACCUUGCUUUACUGCAGUUUAUGAACUCAGUUAAAGGGUAUAGGGAUAUGUGCACUUUUGCAUGGAAUAGAGGUAUUGGAAAUCAAUGCUUGUUCUCUCAAACAUUUUGCAGGUGUUUGCCAUUUCACUUGUUACUUACUGAAGUGUUUUGCUUUGGUGGUUACACGAUGUGAUGCCUAAAAUGUAACAGGCUGCUACAGGUGACCAUACUUUCAUUAUCUUUAAAAGUGUACAUAAAAUGAAAUAAUGAAUACAAUCAGAAACUGUGUGUGGGCCAAAAUGCAAAUAUAAAAUAUAGAGCAAUCAAAAUAGAAUUUGUCUACUGUUGAUCUCACAAUUGAAGACUGGAAAUAUAUAGUGUAGAGAUUAGAAAUGAGUCAUAAUAUGCACAAACACUAUGCAAGGUUAGUAAGAUGGGGAAUGCUAUUUUCCACAGCAAAGAACCUUAAAAUUUACAUCACUUCUCUGGAACAUUUGUUCCAAGUGCGUGACAGAUCAGCCUUAAAUUUGCCUUUUGUCAGCUUGAGCCUGUGCCAUAUUCUCUUACCUUGCAGUAGCUUUUCAGAUUUUCCUUUUCUGUACUAUUUUAGAAUUGUUCCUACUUUCUGAAAGGACUCGUCUCCAUUGAUGUUUCUUCAGGCAUGAAGUCCCAUUUGUGGUCCCCUUGCAGGUGUCAUUUAUUAUAGGCCUUUAUCCCUACAAUCUGCAUUUGUUUCUCUUAUCUUCCCCUAGUCCCUUCCAAAAACACACAUACACAGCAUUUGAGUAUAUCGGAGGACUAGAGCACACUCAAUUCCCACUACAGCUUCAUCAGAUGUACCCUAUUAUUCAAAUGUGUAUUCAAUGAUUGUUGCUCCACUGUGACUGAAUGUUAGUGUAACAGUUGUCACCACCUGCACAUACAUCUAAUUCUACUUUAAGUAUUUAAUCCAAAGGUUAAACUCAGACCCAAGAACAAUGUCUAGCUCCAUUUUGAAACUGGCAUUUGUAUGGGCCCUUGAUACUUUUCAACAUAUUUUCAUGCUAUCAUUUUAUAUUCCUUUUGCUUUUGAGAUGGCUGGACUAAUACUGUCUAUACUUUUUGCUUCCACACUAAAUAUAGGUUUAUUCCUAAAUUAUCAAUCAGACCAUAGUGAAAAUGUCAUUACUGUCUGUGGACUUUACUUUAGACAGUAGACAGGAAUGAUACUCUGUGAUCUGCUGUUUUAAAAUAGUGAAAUCUAGCACAGAACUCACAGCUAAAAUAGACUAAAUAGCUAACUAAAAUAACUGAAGUGUUUGCUUAAUAUUCAAAAUGUGAUUAAAAUGAAGAGAUGUAGCUCAGUUCCUUAGCUCUACAAUACUGUAGAGACAAAGCUGGAAUUUGUGUAUCUUUUAGGCAAAAGUAAGGACUGCAGAUGUUGGAAACUAGAGUUUACAUCAAUGUGGCGCUGGAAAAGCACAGCGAGUCAGGCAGCAUCCGAGGAGCAAGAAGGGCUUUUGCCCGAAACGUCGAUUUUCCUGCUCCUCGGAUACUGUCUGACCCGCUGUGCUUUUCCAGCACCACUCUGAUGUAAACUUUGUGAAUCUUUUCACUAGUGAGCUUAUGUAGAAGUAAAGAUUUCCUCUUAAUAGACAUUGCAAUAGUAAUUCACAGUCACCCAUAAUCCAGCAAAGGAUGUGUAAAAUGUAUCCAAUGCAGUGUUGUCAUGAGAAAAUAUUUACUACAAAUAUUCUAUAGCAAGAAACUCAAUUAGGCAAUAUGGUUUAAUGUUGAACAAUAUACUUAUGUUUUGCUUAUUUACUACCAACACCUUUGACAAGGCGAAGAACCAGGUCCUUAACCUGGUAUUAAACAGCUAAAAGUACUCUCUCUGUUCUUCCCAAACAUGGUAAUAUAUGUACUGUUUAGUGUUUCACAAUUCAAGUGAACAGAUUUAUCAAAACUUUAUUCAUCUUUUUCAAACUGAUAAUAUUGCAAAGUUCAUGAAACGGCAUUAUAAACCUAAUGAUAUUUUAAAUACUCAGCAGGAAUUUACUGAAGACAUUUAGGCUAUUAAAGAGAAUUUUGGUUUAACACUAAACUGAGGUUUGGAGUUCUGUAACUAAACAUUUUUGUUGCCCAUCAGCAAAAUUGAACUGAGGUUUGCAAAUACAAAUAGUGUGAAUACCACUAUGGAAACUUAUACAAACAUUUACAACAUCUGCCAUUCCAAGCACGAUGUUUAGUUGAUGUACGUUAUUGUAAAUUUUUCAGUGUUCUGUCAAGCCUCUAAAAUAUCAUUAGAAUCUGUGUUAAAGGGCUUCACUUUCCUGGUGCCUAGAAACUGUUUGAGUAAUUCUGAAGGUGAUGCAGAGAUUUGACACCUGAAAGCAACUCUGGUAUUAAUUGUAUAACAUAUAUUUUUAAAUGAUAUGGAAAGCAUUUUUCUUUUUCUAUACUUUGUGGAAAUCUAAAAGCAGUAGUUUAAUAGCAUUAUGGAUUUACCAACAGAAGUUCAUCACUAGGAUUUCACCAGGUACAAAUUAGCUGCUUUGCCUGCCUGAAAAACACACUUCAGGUCGUCAUUAGGUCAGAAAGAUAAUAAGUGAAAAAAGUUUCAUGUUUUCAGCAGGGUAAGUGAUAGGAUGACUGAAAUAUCCAUCACAAUCCAACCAUGAUAGAAAAAUAAUUCAGCCACCUAACAUGAAUAUUUUCUUUUGCCUGGCCAACAAAUUGCAGUCACAGGUAAAUGGAAAAACUGCAAUUAAAUUAUCCCUGUAUUUCUGAUGGAAAUUUGAAGGUUGGAUCCACUAAGCACCUUAACUUUAAAUUGCAUUUAUUGAAGACAUAUAAGACUGGGGUCAAGUUGCUGAUUGUAGCUAUGGUGAUUUGUAGUAUAUGUAACUAUUAGAGUCAUAGAGAUGUACAGCAUGGAAACAGACCCAUCAGCCCCAGCCUGUUCAGCCUCUCCCUAUAGCUCAAAUUCUCCAACCCUGGCAACAUCCUUGUAAAUCUUUUCUGAACCCUUUCAAGUUUCACAACAUCUUUCCAAUAGGAAGGAGACCAGAAUUGCAUGCAAUAUUCCAACAGUGGCCUAACCAAUGUCAUGUACAGCUGCAACAUGACCUCCCAACUCCUGUACUCAGUACUCUGACCAAUAAAGGAAAGCAUACCAAACGCCACCUUCACUAUCCUAUCAACCUGCGACUCCACUUUCAAGGAGCUAUGAACCUGCAUUCCAAGGUCUCUUUGUUUAGCAGCACUCUCGAGGACAUUACUAUUAAGUGUAUAAGUCCUGCUAAGAUUUGCUUUCCCAUAAUGCAGCAUCUCGCAUUUAUCUGAAUUCAACUCCAUCUGCCACUUCUCAGCCCAUUGGCCCAUCUGGUCAAGAUCCUGUUGUAAUCUGAGGUAACAUCCUUCACUAUCCACUACAUCUCCAAUUUUGGUGUCAUCUGCAAACUUACUAACUGUACCUCUUAUGCUCACAUCCAUAUCAUUUAUAUAAAUGACAAAAGGUAGAGGACCCAGUACCAAUCCUUGUGGCACUCCACUGGUCACAGGCCUCCAGUCUGAAAAACAACCCUCCGCCACCAUGCACCUUUGAGCCAGUUCUGUAUCCAAAUGGCUAGUUCUCCCAUUAUUCCAUGAGAUCUAACCUUGCUAACCAGUCUCCCAUGGGGAACCUUGAUGAACGCCUUCCUGAAGUCCAUAUAGAUAUAUUAAUGGCCAGGAUAAAACUUAGUUUUGGAAGCUUCAGUAAAAUGCAAGUUGGUAAAUGGGACUCCUUAGAUUAGGAUAUCUGGCCGGCAUGGACAGAGUUGGACUGAAGGGUCCGUUUCAAAGCUAUAUAACUCUUGACUCUAGGAAUACUAUAAUACUGAUUUUGCACUGAUCACCAUAGACUACUCUCUUGGCCUUGCUCUGAAUACUGCUGUUAAUGGAACUUCAUUGCAAACAAUGAUAAUCUCAGCAACCGGUGGGUGGUAUUGCAUUAUAAGAAAAACUAGAAAUGAUGUCAAGUUUACAUUUUCAGAAAGCCUUCUUAAUACAAAGCAAUUAAACCUGACAUCAGGUAACAGUUCAUAGCCUGAAAAUCCAUCAAUUUAUGCAGGAAUAUUCAAAAGAUUUAAUAAUUGAAACUUUACCAAUCCAUGUUGGGCUGGUCAGUGAUGGGAGACUAAACUCUGGACUAAUCUUUUAAAUACUAAUUUUCUGCGAUGGCAUUAAAACUAAUUCUAACUCUCAAAAAACACGACAUAUUUAUUUCUACAGAGUACAUCGAUUUGAAGGUAAAACUUGGAAAAGUCCUCUGUUAUUUCGAGAUCCAAUUUUUCAUUUUCCUCCAAACUCAAUACUUAAAACUGUUAAAUAUAUAAUGCUUAUAUAAGUAAAUAUUCUUGUAUCUAAAUAGGUAGAAUGAGUUUUAACAAUUGUGCAACUAAUGUUUAGUGAGAUCACAUUACUGUUAAAAUGUUUUAGCAAUCUUGCACAUUGGUACUGUUUGACUUUGUGUAUUCUUGCCUAGUUGUUAAUAUGUUAAAUUUGAUCUUUUAUACAUAUGAGUGUUUAAAGAAAGCAGUGUAUGGAAUAGGUGUAUUUAUGUUCAGAAAUCUUUCAUAACCACAACCAGCCACACUACUUGCAAGACACCAAACAAUGGCUCUGCUCUGAAGUAUUAAAGAAAGUAGUUUGUCAAUCCUGUUCGUCGUUAACUGCCACUUGGUAGUGUUUGCAUUUGAUUAUCUGAACUGACUGCUACCUCUGGAACAAUGGGAAUAAAACUAAGAUGUUUCUUUUUUGAGAACUUCAAGAAUAAGAUGCUUUUUUCAGCACAAGACAGAUGAGUUGAAAUGAUGAAUGAGGGCGAACAUCAAAGUAACUUGCCAGACAGGAAAUCUAUGGGAUCAGGUGAAAUAAUGGUUUGACACCUCACCUAAUACUAGAUUAAAAAUUGACCCUGUACCAAUGGAAUGCCAUAUCCAUUUAAUGGAUGGAAAAUGAUACUUUUAUUUUAAAAAGUAUCUUUAUGUACUGAUGUACAGUAAAUUCCAAAACUGUCUGCAUGGUCCUGUCACUAGUUGCAGGCUGUUUUCACUGUAGGACAUGACUCCAUGACUGCCAUCAAUGAGGUUCUGCAACUAUCUGCUUAACAUUUUUUUUUAGCUGAAUAAAACUAGAAAAUGCACUUUUUCUUCUAAGAUGGCCUGAUAUUUCAUCGGGUGAUUCAUUCAUUUUUGAAGUCUGAAUUUAUACAAGAAAUGCUUGAAGACCAUUCCUCCUGUCCAAAUCAAUUUCUGCCAUGAUCAGCUGACAGAAAAUUAAGCUCAAUUCAUUUGAUCUGAAAUCUUUCUAACUUAGUAAACACUCAAGGUUGAUAGAUUAUAUAUGAUUUACAAAAUUUAUCAAAUUUGUAUAGUUUGAAGUGGCCUAAAACUGAAGAAUGUACUGUAAAUGUAGUAAAGGUCUUAAAGUGCAAUAAUUGAUCAUAAUUUCAGUUUUUAAUUCAUUUAGAUGUCCUUCUGUAUUAAAGUGCUUUCAGGACUACUUGGAAUUGUUAUUAAUUUAAACUUUCUUCUAUAAGCCUUUCACUGGGAAAAUUAAUGUUUUAUAAUU